This is a messenger RNA of Penicillium malachiteum, 375 nucleotides long. RefSeq lists its product as uncharacterized. The transcript has a single exon. NCBI's taxonomy places the organism in Eukaryota, Fungi, Ascomycota, Eurotiomycetes, Eurotiales, Aspergillaceae. The coding region runs from base 1 to 375 and encodes 124 amino acids. The record is from RefSeq and is a predicted model, not a curated record.
AUGUACCACUACCGAUAUAGGCGUUUAAAGUCUGAAACUAUUAAAGAGAUUAUACUAUUUCUCUACGCGUCGAGAUUUGACCUCAAGGAUGUAGAGAUAAAGCAGCUUGAGAAGUAUUUUACUUUGGAUGAGAUUGAGACCUUAAAGGAGCAGAGUCAUGAGAAUUUAGAAGGGACUGAGAUUGAUUUAAUUAGCGAGAAUGAGAGGGAGGAAGAAGAGGAGGUUACUGAGAUAGCUACUUCUAACAAACUGAUCGAUCUUGGUGCUGACAGUGAGGAUACUGCGGAUAUUCAGCUACUAGAGAAUGCGACUCAGCUACGGACGUCUGGGAGGAAGCGUAAACAUAGAGAAGACAAUGACUUUGAGGAAUAUUAG